CGCGCACUCGGCACGCCAGCUGAAGACGGUGCGCGACGCGAGUGCGCGAGGCUGCGGACGAAUUUCUUCCUACGUAUUAAACGCGAGACUUCGACUUACCUUUUCUUUCGAGAAAAAUUGUAACGACGGAUCAUCUUCAGCUUCUUCGAACACUCAUAGUGUUCAAGCGAACAUAUUUUCGAAACCAUUUCGAAUGUUUCUCAGGUGUGCUCUCAAGGUUCCCGGAGAGAUUCGAGAAAAUCAACAUUACUUACUGGCACGACGGUACGACACUGGUCCUGGUGACACACGGUUCACGUGUUCGGUUCGCGAUGAACGGUGCGCGUGGAUCGCGGCGAGGCUACGGUUCUUUCGACUCCGCGCGACGCGACGGGAAUCGUACGGCUCGGUUUCGCAACAGCAGUCGGGGACGUCGCGUGGCCGACGCAACGCGCGACGUGGGACGGCCGCGAGCGAUUUAGACAUUCCGGUGAACGCGAUAAUAACAACUGAACGCGAGGAUAAAAACCGUUACGCGUCUUAGACAAGAAUGCCGCUGGCAUUCGUCUGAUCGUUUUCACCUGUUCCCGUUCGAUUAUCGAUAGCCGACCCGCUGUUCGUCACCGCGGUUGCAAGCGGCCAAUCGUUGACCAUAAACAAAACGUACAGCGAGAGACUCCUCCCGCCCCUCCGCGUUCCGCCGUCGUUCCCGAGACACAUAAGGCUAAAGCUGAACGCGCACGAGCGAUUCGCGGGAAAAUGUUGCAGCUGCAACUCCCUUGGUGUGAAUGAGAGAGUCCCCCAUCUGACGAGAAGAAUAAGAAUCGUUUAACACGUUGACUGGCAUGGUGGUCACCGGUGACCGGAGCUUCAAAAUUGGUUGACACUAGAAUCUUAAUCUUGAUAAAAAUUGUAACAAAUUAUCUUCAGUUUCUUCAAUAUAAUAUUCAAACGAAGCUAUUUAUUUUCAAGAUCAUUUCGAAUAUUCAAUGCUCUUAAGUCAACGUGUUGAGGCUUUCGCGACCUGGAAUGUUACAUUCAAAAGUGGCUUUCCUGUGAGAACCGUGUCCAGUAGGAAAUUGUUCGCGACGUUUCGCCAUCAUUGCAGCUGGUUUCAUCAGGGUUAAAGGCACAUUGAUAUCGGUAUGUGUUAGGAAGACUGUCUGUACAUACCUGAUUCAUGUUCCGGAUCAGUGGUCACCUGUAGUUCUUAAUUGGCAGCUGAGUAAUUAAGAAGAUGGGAGGAGCGAGUGUCGAUUUGAUAAUUGAUGUCCUGUGUCCCAGUUGAUGUUCGGGUGCUUCAGGAUUUCAAUUGAUUCCCUUUUCGACUGUUCUCCGAAGGAAAGGAGGAAAAUCGACGGAAUAGCUAGCAGCUUCGACGAAAAUCGUCCGGAGAUUCAUCACGUUGAAGUUUGAGGUCGCGUUAACACCUCGGCUAUCGAUUAGUCACUCUCGAUCGAGUCCGGAUCCUGGUUCGAGUCCAAGGAGACCGCGAUAGCCCAGUGUCCGUCGCUGUACUCACGUCGCAACAUCGAUCCUCGCGGAUCUUCACGGAUCUCGAAGAAUUCAGUGUUAGAAACGCGCGAAAUCGUUGACAGACUGUGUUCGUUUGCUUACUCGGGAGUGACAGCGAAGAAACUCGUCGUUUCGCGGUACAAACGGGCACACCACUCGACGUUUCCUUCGUUAACGUCGGAGGCGCCAAACUCGUUGACUAUCGAACCGUUUACAAAAUUCAUCGACUGCGCAGAAUGAAAGUUAGAAUUUGUUAGAGCUUCGUAAGUCGAUUGACAAGCGACCGUUCGUUUGCAAAAUUCAUCGACUGUGCAGAAUGAAAAUUAAGAUUUAUUAGAAAAUUCUAUGACUGCGCAGAAUGUUAGAAUUUAUUAGAACUUCACAGGUACGUCGAGAAGUAACCGUUCGUUUACAAAAUUUAUCGACUGCGCAGAAUGAAAAUUAGAAUUUAUUAGAACUUGACAGGUACGUCGAGAAGCAACCGUUCGUUUACAAAAUUUAUCGACUGCGCAGAAUGAAAAUUAGAAUUUAUUAGAACUUCGUAAAUACAUCGAGAAGCAACCGUUCGUUUACAAAAUUAAUCAACUGCGCAGAAUGAAAAUUAGAAUUGAUUAGAAGCUCGUAGUUAGAUCGAGAAGCAAUCGUUAGUUUACAAAAUUAAUCAACUGCGCAGAAUGAAAAUUAGAAUUGAUUAGAACUUCACAGGUACGUCAAGAAGCAAUCGUUCGUUCGAACGUAGAAAUUCGUAAACACUGGCACUCAUGAACGACCCGAUCAGUGACGCGAGUAAACUAACCUAACAGUGGCGUGUAGUGCUGGCGGCGGGAAAGAUCGGCCGAUAGCGGGGCACGUUGCAGCCUGUUAUCGCUGUCUCGCCGGAAUUCCAUUCACGGUGUACGGUUUCGAUUACCCGGACACUCUGCUGGCGAGUUCGAGCCGAUGAAAUGGGACUGACACGGCGGAAUCGCUGUUCACCGUGAGAGGGGAACGUCGACGAUGCUCGACUCGACGUCGCCUUUCCGCUCGGAGAUUUUGACCGAGGAGAUUCGACGACCGGAAGUGCCCGACGAACCGUCCGAUCGGAGGAUGAGUCUGUGGCCGGUAGCCAACCGGAGCUUCCUCCACGGGGACCGGAAGAGCUUCGCGCCCCCCGAGAGGGUCGUCUACGCCACCCUCGACAGCUUGGCCUUGAAGAGGGCCAGGCUGCCUCUGCAGCUGCUACCGGUUCGCCCGAACGCGGCGGCCGAUUGCGACGUGCCUGCCGAAGACGAGGGAAACUGCGAGCAACAGGUUGAACAAAGAGACGCACCGGAGGACCUGCCUCCAUCAAGCGAUGCCCGCGUCGACGUGUCGGCCGUUAUCGAGGGAAAAGCUGCGAACCACCUCGAUAUCGAUAACGGCCGCGACGAUAAACGCUCGGCGACCGUCGCGCGAGCCGCAGGCGUUGACCAGUGCGACGACGCGGCGGAAACGGAGCCCGACGACGACCACGCCGAGCGGAGAUCCAGCUGCAGCGACUACGAGAGGAUCGAGGUACCGUGCUCUCCCGUUCGAGAAACGGUUCCCAGCUUUCGCGGGGGAGAGCCGGAGGCCGGGGGAGCCGAGUACGCGAGCGUGCUCGUGAGAUCCGUUUCCCCGAGCGACCCGGAGGCGGCUCCCACGGCGGAAAAGCUAACGGGAGACCGGAGAAAUCGCCGGCCCGGGGACACCGGCGAGAAGAAGAAGAAGCGCUUCGCGAAGAACGUGCUGCAGCUGGUGCCCGACUACCUCGCGAAAGGCUCGAAGAGGGCACGCAGGAAGAAGAAGGCCGCCGGACUGAGCUCGUCGCUGGGCUCGCUGAAGACGACGCUCGUCGAGCCGACGAUGGACGAGGAUCUCGCGCUCGAUCUCAGGCACAGGUCGAGGAGCCUGUCCAGGGAGGAGCUGCGCUACCUGAAGAUCUCGUCGCCGACGAACUUCGUCCACGUGGCGUCGGCGACCAGCCCGAGCCUGGUCUCGAACGAGAACAGGGUCGAGUUCGGCUCGGAGCAACUGCCGGUGAUUACUCACGAGGAAAAGUGUGCCACGGUGCCUCUCCUCGUCCAGGCGAGAACAGAGGAUUCCAACGAAAAUCGGAGCGACGCGAUCGGCUCGAGCCUGGACCGAGCAAAGCCGGCGGGCGCGAAUACGGAGGAAGGCGUGGACGAAGCGAGACGCGAAUUCUUGCAGGAGCUGCGGGCACGAUCGGCGGAGGUAUUGGAGCGAAGCCAGCUAGUGAAAACCGGGGAACCCCGCGACGUCGGCGACGACAGCGGCCGCCGCCGAGGGAAAACGACGCCGGAACCGGCACGCGUCAACCGCAGUUUUCUAUGGAGCGACCGCGCCAAGUGCCUUCUGAAGAACCAGCCGGACCACCCGGGCGACGACGAGGACAGCUACGACGACGUGGGACUGCUCGGACCGAUCCGUCAGGAAGACGAGGACGAGGCCGAGGAGAAUUACGACGACGUGGUCGCGCCUUGGACCUCAGUGGAGGAGCCGAUCUUCGCGGAUUUCGACGAUGGCGUCUACGACGACGUGGUUUCCUUCGCGCAGCAUCAUCCUACGACAGAGAGCAGCACGCAUGAGAACAAAGAAAACAAGGAGAAUAAUGGAAACAGCGAGAAAUCGAAGGGAAACGACGAGGACCAUUACCUGUCCAUCGCGAACGAGUACUCCAGCGUGGAGGAGGAGGACGUCGACGAGAUGGAGGACUGCGGGCAGGGUCUGUACGAUGACGUCGGCCUGCCUACGGAGGAGCGGGUCAACAGUUUGUACGCCGGCUCUACGACCGGCUCGAUCCUCGGCAAGGAAUCCGAGUGGGAAGACCUGGAAGAGCCGAGCACCGGCGUCCCGCCCCUCCCUUCGCCUGGAAGAGACGAUAGUUGGCCAAAAGGCGCAGAGGCGACGACCACGCAACUCGUGUCGAGCAAGAAGAAGGCGGGACAGAAAUGGUCUCGGAAGAUCGGCCGACAGCGGUCCAGACUGUCCAGGAAGAGUUGCAAGUCGACCAAGAAGCUGCCGAUCGGCGAUACUACGAUCUACGACAACGCGUCCGACGACAGCACCUACGAGAGCCUCCGCUCCUUCCAGCCGGAUGACGACUUCAGCUCGAGCUCGGAGCCGGAACCGGAAACGGGGGCCGCGGACACGAGAAUCCCGGAGCCGAGCCUGGAAGCGCCGACCAGACCCAAUCCUCCGCCGCCCCGCGAGGCCAGCUUGACGCAGACCCUCGGCAGGAGGAUCAAGAUGCUGCGCAGGACCUGGAGCAUCACCAAAGGCAGCCUCGGCCGGAUGCGCAGGAGGACCUCGGCCGGCGACGAGCACGAGGACGCCAAGGACGCCUCGUGCAACGAUCAUCAGCCGACCCUCGACCCCGCCAGGUACUUCGGCCUCGCGAGACACUUCAAGAAGAGCGUCUCCGGCCUAUCGACCUUCUACCUGAACGGCGCCUCGCUCGCCAACGGCAGCAACGGGUCCAGCAGGUCCAGCGGCGACCGCGCCACGCCGGAAGAACCGAUUUACAGCAACACGAGCAGCGAACCUGACCCGUACAGCAUCCUCGCCGACCAGGAGCCGCUGUAUCAGUUCUACGCCGCAGCGGCAGCCAGGGGAGCGUUCGACUCCAACUCUGAAAGUUACCAAGAGGUCGAGGACACGACCCCAUCGCAGUCGGCGACGGACCUGGUGAGACCCGGACACAGGACGCUAUGGUGUCACACGCCGCAGGUUUCGGGCAGCGACCUUUUACAGCGUCUAAGCGCGGACGAGAGGAAGAUUCAGGAGGCGAAAUUCGAGAUCCUGACGUCGGAGGCCUCGUUCUUGAACUCGCUUCGCGUUUUAGAGAACGAGUUCCUGAACGAGACCUCGAUCAACGAGAUGCUGACGCCGCCGGAGAAGGAGAAGCUGUUCGGCGGCAUCCCCGCGGUGCUGCACGCGUCGGAGCAGUUCCUCGCGGAGCUGGAGGCCGUGUGGAGGCAGGACCCGAUGCUGCGCGGACUGUCGGACGUGCUACUGAAGUACGCGGACAAGUGCUCGGACAUCUACGUCGCUUACUGCUCCAAUCAAGUCAGCAUAGACACCACCCUCAAACAUCUGAGAACGAGAAGGGGGCACAAGUUCUUCGAGGCCGUCGCGCAAGUCGAAGCGCGCCCCGCUUGCCACAGCUUGUCGUUGCAUUCCUUUCUAAUGUUACCGAUGCAACGGAUAACCAGGCUUCCGUUACUGGCGGACGCUGUCCUCUCCAAACUGUCCAUCGAGCACGCGGAGAGAUCCCGCUGGGAGACGGUGCUGUCGAGCUUGAGCUGCGUCGUCGCCGAGUGCAACGAAGGCGCGCGUGCCGCGGCGAAGGAAGUGGAAAUGGAGAAUUUGACCAGGAGACUGGAAUACUCGUCGAAAGUGACACCGAUCCCCUUGAAGGGGAAGCACCUAGUGAAAAGCGGACCGGUCGUGCAGCUGUUGACGAAGUCUGACGCCGAGUACAAGCUCACGUUCGGGAAGAAGUUCAACAAAACGCCGCUCUACCUUUUACUGCUCACUGAUUACCUUCUAGUCGCUAAAUACAAAUCCAAUACUCAGGACGAAACGUAUUCCGUGAUAGACGCCUGUAAGAGAAGCUUGAUCGCUUUGGAGUCGGCGCCGGAAGAUUCUCCGUUCGGAGGUCGCCACGCGAUGCUUCUGACUCUCUUGGAAAAUUACUCGGGCCGUCAGGCCGAGUACGUUUUAACUUGCGAUAGCGACACGGAGAAGCAGAGGUGGCUGGAAGCUGUGUCGCCCUUGACGCGGGGCUUAAUGGGAGAAACCCUUUACGAGGUCUGGGACUGCCCGCAGGUGGUCGCUUUGUACAGUUACUCGUCGAUUCAACCGGAUGAGCUAUCGUUGCAUCCAGGGGACGUCAUAAACGUAUUCAGAAAGAUGUCGGACGGUUGGUUCCACGGUGAGAAAUUGUUGGACGGCGAGCAGGGCUGGUUUCCUGGUAACUACACGAAGGAAGUCGCCUCCGAGCAUGUUCGCGCGAGAAAUCUGAAGCAACGACAUCGCCUCCUCGCAUUAAACGGCAGCGCGUUGCAACGGAAAGCGAAACAACAGUCUGCCUUUUACUGACCGAAUAAAAUAUAAGUUAUAUACGAUGAUAGAGAUUCUGUGCAAUAUCAAAUAAAGUGUGUUCGACGGUUUGCACGUUUCUUUCCACUGUUUUGCUUGAGAAAUUCCCCUAAGCGUUCUUCGUCUUGGAGCACGGUUUAGUCGCGUGUUUAGAAAGUCGAGUGAAACCUAAAUGAAUAUAACAAAAGUAUUUCGUUAUUUAUUAUUCUC
This is a messenger RNA of Nomia melanderi (Alkali bee), 6825 nucleotides long. The record is from RefSeq and is a predicted model, not a curated record. Lineage: Eukaryota; Metazoa; Arthropoda; Insecta; Hymenoptera; Halictidae.